UGUAAAAUUCUUUCUAUUAACUAGUUAACGAAGCAUUUGCAACGUUAAUAGAUCACAUCCUUUAAAAAAAAAAGUGAAGUAUUGUGCACCUACCUGCACCUACCAAACCAUGUGGAGCAUGUUGGCUGUGUAGAUAUAUAUGUACCUGCAUAUAUGGAGAAAGUCGGUGGAAAUAUGACUGUAAAGAUGAAAGGCGAUGGAAAUAUGGUCGUGAAGAGGAAAGGUGGUGGAAGUAUAAUUGAUCAACGCCCACUGUUUUCUAGCGAUGGAGAAACUCUGUACAUAGUGUGGAAGAAUGUCAUAAGGGUAUACAGUACGCAAACGGGAGACUUUGUACGAGAGUUUGAACCCUUGGAUUACAGAAUUGCCGGAGUAAUACCGCAUCCAGAUAACGUCAGCGUUAUUAUUGGUUGUACUGAAAACGGCGAAUUGUAUUUCUGGAAUUGCCAAAGUGGAAUAAUUACUAAGAAAUUACAAUUAAAAUUUCUAGCAAAUGACAAAGCAAAAAUUAAAACCUUUCACAUUGUAAAACACAGAACAGCUCAGGGAAACGAAAUAUGUCAAACGUUAAUAACUCAUCUCUCUGAUUGUGGAAAUAAAAUAUAUGUACUUUUAUUUGAUAUAGAAACUGGAACAUUUAUAAAAUCAAUAUAUAUCUGGACCAAGUCACAAGAGUAUUAUACUGAUAUAAUUGGGAAUUAUGGAGAGAAUUUAAUAGCACUUGUACAUGAUACAGAUUUACAUAUAUUAAAUCCAGCUAGAAAUUUAGUUGAUACAAUGCACAAGACUGGUAAAACUGGUAGAGUACCUACUUGCAUAGCGGGACAUCCAGAAGAAGAAUGUGUUGCUACCGGAGAUUCUACAGGUCGUGUAUUAGUAUGGAGAAAUUUAUUCCAGACUAGACCAUAUACAGCUAUUUUUCACUGGCAUACAUUACCGGUUACAGAAAUAGUGUUUAGCAAGUCAGGUGGCCAUAUGUAUACAGGUGGUGGUGAAUGUGUAUUAGUAAAAUGGACUUUAGCAAAUCCCCAACAUAAUUCAUUCCUUCCACGAUUACCGGCGCCUAUUAAACAUCUUACUAUUGCACCAGAUAAUUUAUAUGUUGCUGUAUCGACUUUAGAUAAUGGUAUUGUUAUUGUAAAUCCUCAAAGAAAAUUAACAUCAGUGAUACAAAACUUUACGUGGGGUGUUGCUUCGUCCAAAGAUCUAUUUCCUGCGGGGCUUAUCGUUGACCCAAGAACAGGUAGUCUUGUUCUAAAUAGUCGUACUGGACAUGUACAAUUUUAUAACAUUCAUACAAAGAAUCUGUUGUACAAUAUUAAUAUAACUGCUCAAAAUUUUUUGACUCAAGAACGUGAUGUAAUUAUUGUAAAUACAGAAGUUACAAAAAUAGCUCUAAAUCAUGAUGGUACAUGGAUGGCAACAGUUGAAGAACGAAAUGAUAAAAUUUCAUCUAUAGAAGUUAGAUUAAAAUUCUGGUUCUACGAUUUGAAAAAGCAAAUAUUUAUAUUAAAUACAUCCAUUGAAUUACCUCAUGAAAAUGGAAUAAAUGCAUUACAUUUUCAACCAGAUACGACAUUUGACGAUGGAGAUUGGUUAGCUAUUACCACUGGGAGAGAUAAUAAAUUUAAAUUAUGGAAUUUGAGAAAAUCGUCCAUUGUAGAAAAUAAAGAGACAAAACACUGGUAUUGUUACGGAGUUGGAGACUAUCGCAAUUUAGCUGCUACAGAUGCGGGUUUUUCAGUUGAUGGUUCAUUAUUAGCUGUUGGUUUUAAUUCUACCUUAACUUUAUGGCUGCCCGAAGCUUGCGAAUUAAAAUCAAGUCUUACACAUUCUCAGUAUAAUGAACCAAUAUCACGAAUAGAAUUCGGCAAACACGAGGCCUGUCAUCUUGUUGUGGUUGUGUCUCAGCAGCACAUAACAGUUUGGAAUAUUUUAACUCUUGCUAUAACAUGGAGUGUACCCUUGAACGUCGUGAGUCUUACAUGCGACUUAAAAUCUACAUACAUGGCAGCAUUUACAUCUGACAAUUCAUUAUAUGUGUUUACACCACAAAGUGCAACACUCAUUUAUAAGAAAACGUGCCUUAUUGAAAGUACCAGUUCUAUAUUAGCGGCUAAUUUUGUACCUCAUCUACAGGAAAAACGUAAUCCUUCUUUUGGCCAAUGGCAACGAAAAUCACAAUUAUUCUUUUUGGAUUCAAAUCAGGAAUUGCUCACAUUGGAGCCAGAAUCUGAAGCGAAUGUUUCUUUAGAGAUUAUUUCAGACAAAGGAACUAUGCCAUUGACCGCCUUCUCCAACUUUAUCGCGACUCAAACGUCUUCGAGCAAAGAGCCAACUGUCGCGCAAGUUCAUGAACAUCUUGGCAUACCAGCAAAAGGAAUGAUACAAGAAUUACUUAGCGUUCCAGCUCAUACUUUGCCACCGAUGAGACUGCUGUGCACGUCAUUUAUUUUGUCGCUGGCAGGACAACAACCGUUAAAAAAUCAGAAUUCCAGAAAUGCCGAAAAUUCUAGAGAUAGCGAUGACGAUGGUCAGGACAAUGCUUCAGAUGUAAGUGAUAUCGAAGUAUUACCGCCGAAACCUGUGGUCACGUCAACGAAUGAGAAAGAAGAUAUGGAUGAAGAUACAAAUGCACAACUUACCAGUCACGACUGGUCUUUCCUAUCUGCUAUAUUUCCCGAUCAAGCUAACAUUCUUUGAUUCGUAUCAAAAUUAUUGUGAACUAUGAUGGUAAGAUAAUAAAAUUAUCGAUUGAACAAUA
Messenger RNA from Acromyrmex echinatior (Panamanian leafcutter ant), 2764 nucleotides. RefSeq names its product WD repeat-containing protein l(2)05287. Gene Ontology annotation, molecular function: RNA binding; protein binding. The record is from RefSeq and is a predicted model, not a curated record. Gene Ontology annotation, cellular component: small-subunit processome; nucleolus. Gene Ontology annotation, biological process: positive regulation of rRNA processing; ribosome biogenesis; positive regulation of transcription by RNA polymerase I. Lineage: Eukaryota; Metazoa; Arthropoda; Insecta; Hymenoptera; Formicidae.